AUGACUUUCAAGCGUUACCAUCUCGAGGAUGGCUUCACAGAAGCGCACUACGAUUUGAUGUUUCCCGACACGGAACCCGCUCCAAAGCGACAGCUCGCCUGCGUGGGAUCGACGCCGAACCCAAAGCACGACAGCCAGGCGGUAACUCGUCAACCCGUCCCUGGACCACCGCCGCCCACCGCCUGCCAGAGGACCUUCAACGUUCCCGAAUUGGCUGAGGAGAUUCUGCUUCACCUCCCACCUCAGAACCUAUUAUGCCAGGUGCAGCGCGUGUGCCGCCAGUGGCGACGCACAGUCGAGUCGAGCGAGUUGAUUCAGCAAUAUCUUUUCUUUCGGCCCAUACCACAAUCGUGCGAGCUCGUUGAGCAGCGAGCUCUCAUCUCCACGAGCGAGCUGGAACACACAGGUGGACAUGGUCACGAGAUAGAAUUCUUCGAGCCGUGGGCGUCUGGUGUGCCUAUCUUGGAGAAUCCAUGGCUUUACCUACUCUCAAGCGAUGCCGACCAGACCAAGCAGCUUCAUUGCUAUCCGGAAGCGUCGUGGAGGCGCAUGCUGCUGACGCAACCGCCCAAAGAAUAUGAAACUGGUCGCGCCUGGCUGCUUCAAGAUUCAGCGCUCUACAAAGAACAGUGGUACCCCAAUUGGGACACAUGGCAGCCGGUCCUCAAGUUCGACACUCUGCGACGCGCAAAGAAGCUUCGUCGUCAGGAUGAGAUAUUUGUGGAAUUCGAUUUGGCGGAGUACAUCACAUUUUCUGCCUGGGUCGCCGACGGCGCCAUUGAUGUCUUUCAUAACAGGGAAUUUUCUAUCGAAUAGCCGACAGGGCCCUUGCUUUACUGCU
Messenger RNA from Cercospora beticola, 841 nucleotides. Its product is annotated as F-box protein. Gene Ontology annotation, molecular function: protein binding. NCBI's taxonomy places the organism in Eukaryota, Fungi, Ascomycota, Dothideomycetes, Mycosphaerellales, Mycosphaerellaceae. The record is from RefSeq and is a predicted model, not a curated record.